Molecule: messenger RNA, 606 nt
Organism: Olea europaea var. sylvestris
Lineage: Eukaryota; Viridiplantae; Streptophyta; Magnoliopsida; Lamiales; Oleaceae
Exons: 3
Coding region: 1-606 (201 amino acids)
Molecular function (GO): zinc ion binding
Source: RefSeq, a predicted model, not a curated record
AUGACAGAUUACUUGGAUGAUGUUGGACCUGAGAAAUGGUCACGAUACCACAUGCCCACAAAUGGGUAUUCCAUAAUGACCUCAAAUAUAGUAGAGUCGAUUAAUGCGGCCAAUCCUGUCAACCAGGCAAUGUUUUGCGUUAGUGGUGACAGUUCAUCUUUCGUUGUCGAUAUAGAACAGUAUACAUGCACAUGUCGGAUGCUUCAGGUUGAUCGACUUUCGUGUCCACACUCAUUGGCUGUGAUUGCUAGUAUGAAGAUGGAUCCAUAUGAGUACUGUUCCUACUAUUACACAACAGAAUCAUACAAGAAAACUUACCAAGAAGCAAUAUUUCCUGUUGGGAACCCAACUGAAUGGACCGUGCCAGAAGAUUUUCGAGAAAUGGUUAUUUUGACACCUAAUCAAAAGCGCAGUUGUGGAAGGCCUACGGAGAAGAGAUUUAGAUCAGUGUGUGAACAAACCGUAGUUAUCAAAUGCGAACGUUGUGGUGAACGUAGUCACAACCAUCGUACCUGCAGUAACUUAGUUCCAUUAAGUCAAAGCCAAGAGAAAGGAAAAGAAAGGCAAUUGAUGUUAUGCAUUGAUCUAUAUGGACUAAUUUUUUAA